Molecule: messenger RNA, 506 nt
Organism: Bombus terrestris (buff-tailed bumblebee)
Lineage: Eukaryota; Metazoa; Arthropoda; Insecta; Hymenoptera; Apidae
Product: U6 snRNA-associated Sm-like protein LSm5
Exons: 3
Coding region: 101-376 (91 amino acids)
Biological process (GO): mRNA splicing, via spliceosome
Cellular component (GO): U6 snRNP; U4/U6 x U5 tri-snRNP complex; Lsm1-7-Pat1 complex
Molecular function (GO): RNA binding
Source: RefSeq, a predicted model, not a curated record
GGUAUUAUCUUAUUCCCGCUAUUUCUCGAUGAAAUAAAGAAUAACUUGUGCUGUUAUUUUUAUUUUUAAUUAUCUUAUAUCUCACUAACGCUUUCACAUUAUGACGAGUUCUGUCAGUACAAAUCCAUCAACGUUAUUGCCUUUAGAAUUAGUUGAUAAAUGUAUCGGUUCUCGGAUACAUAUUAUUAUGAAAAACGAUAAAGAAAUUGUCGGCACCUUGUUAGGUUUUGAUGAUUUUGUAAAUAUGCUGCUCGAAGAUGUGACAGAAAGCGAAGCAACACCCGAGGGACGAAGAGUCACCAAGCUUGAUCAAAUACUGCUUAACGGAAGCAAUAUCACAAUGCUUGUACCUGGUGGAGAAAUGCCUGACACGUAAAAAAGUAACUUUUUCUGGUAUAUUUUGUACAAUAAAAAUUUGAUCUGUAAUUUACGCGUAUCUACUACAGAAUAUUAAAAAUAUCUGUCGAUUAAGAAUAACAAUUCAAAUAAAUAUUAAGAACAAAGUA